Ixodes scapularis (black-legged tick) is the source of this 528-nucleotide messenger RNA. RefSeq lists its product as uncharacterized. NCBI's taxonomy places the organism in Eukaryota, Metazoa, Arthropoda, Arachnida, Ixodida, Ixodidae. The transcript is spliced from 5 exons. The coding region runs from base 1 to 528 and encodes 175 amino acids. The record is from RefSeq and is a predicted model, not a curated record.
AUGAUGUUGCUAAUGUCUGCGAUGACAGCCAUUUUCGUCAUAUCUCUAACCGGAGCUAUGGGAAAAAAUACCUGCACGGACCCUAGGGGCCGUUUAGCAUGGAAGGCUUUAGUGUCCACAGACAAAGGGCACAUGUUGUACACCGGAUUUAAUGCAUCGGUAUAUGUGUGCACAUACAUAUCGACAAUUAGUAAGGACAGCAGUACGAUGUCAAUAACUGGCUACUUCAUAUAUCAAAUCAACGAUCUUCCUGUCGUCUACACCGAUAUUGCCGUCACAAAAGUGGAAAACUGCGAGGGACUCUUAGGGACAUAUAACAAAACCAGUGGAGAGAAAGAAGCAGAGAGUACGAUUUUGUACACGAAUUUCGACACAUGCACUAUCUUCUUCAACCACUAUCAACAAGCCUGCCAGUUGUGGGCUUACGAAAACGCCACGAAUUCUGAUAUCCAAAGAUGCCUUCGCCGUUACAAAAAGCUCUGCGAAGGAACAAUUUACGAGGUCUACAACUCCACCUGUCUGACAUAA